Salvia miltiorrhiza (redroot sage) is the source of this 1718-nucleotide messenger RNA. RefSeq lists its product as uncharacterized. The transcript has 2 exons. Bases 668 to 1345 code for a protein of 225 amino acids. Lineage: Eukaryota; Viridiplantae; Streptophyta; Magnoliopsida; Lamiales; Lamiaceae. The record is from RefSeq and is a predicted model, not a curated record.
UAGGGUAUACCAUUUUGGAGGGAAUUGGGAGCAGCUGUUGGGCGAUUCACUUGUUGGACCCAAAGCGGCGGUGCACCAUCGGCGCUUGUAUUCGGGCUUCCGAAGCAAGUGAUAAAUCGUUGUAUUUCAAUUCUGCGCAUCGCACCAUGAGUGAGUCGCAGCAGCAAGGUAUAGACGAAGUGCACGUCGAUUUAUCUUCAUUUCUCCUAAUAUCUUGUUCGAUCUUCUGCUUUGUUACCUACGAAUUACGCCGUUGUUGGUGUGCUUUCUUUGUUCACUAUUUUGCAUAAAUUUGAAAGAUGUUUUCUUAUAUUUGUACUUUUGCGAGUAUUGUUACCUUCGAUAUAGCGACGCACUUGUUGAGAUUUAUUUACAAAAUUCAUUGAUGCUCAUAUGUUGAUUCGAGUUAUGUGACAAUAUAUAACCCGCUAUAUAUAAAUUGUGUAUUAUGGAAAGUGUUGAUUUCAUAGAUGUGUAUUGUUAGAUGCUUGGAUUAGCCUCAUGUCAAGCGGUGUAUUGCCAUAUCGUAUAAAUUGCCUGCUGACGUAGAGAUACUUUUUUUUUGCUAUAAUGUGGAGAUAUAGGCAGUAGCGAAGGUGAAAAGGGUGUGGCCUCGGGGGUUAACAAGACUCGGCGCAGCUGGACAGCAAGGGAGGAGGAAAUCUUGAUGGCCUCGCUCAAAGAACUCGUUGCCCAAGGUUGGAAGGCGGACAACGGGUUCCGAGCAGGCUAUCUAGUUAAGCUCGAGGAGUUAAUGCGCAAAGAAUUUCCGGGCACUGAUAUAAAAGGGAUGCCGCAUAUCAAUAGCAAAAUAGCAGCGUGGAAAAAGAGCUACAACUCGCUGUCGUUAAUGCUUGAUGUUAGCGGCGUGGGGUUUAACGCGAAGGGGACGUUCAUGAUCGACUGCGAUACUGAUCAAUGGCAGCAGAUCGUUAAGAAGGAUCGUAAUGCUCUUAAUAUGCGUUUUAAGAGUUGGCCACUGUUUGAUAGCUGGGGAGAUGUGUUCGGGAAGGAUCGCGCAAAUGGGAAGAAUGCUGAGGACGUCAUGGAGGCCAUGCACAAGAUGUACCAAGCUGACAACCUUGCACAAGGAGGUGUAUACGGCACGAUGCCUCAUGUCGAUGAAGAAGAUGCAGCCACAGAAGAUGCUGAGGAUAGUGUUUGCCAAUUGGAAAAGAAGGAGCCGACUGCAAAGAAUUCAAGGAAAAGGCGCAAGGCCAAUGAUGACAUGAGGGGUGUCUACGAGUUUCUUCAUGAAUUUGGUAAGGAGGCUAAUGCGCGUCUGGACAACCUCGCGACACGAGUUGGCUACGAGUUGGCAGACCGUCUUCGAACAACUUGGUAAGAUCCCUGGCCUAGAUGUGAACGAAAAGCUUGAUAUUUGUGAGAUUCUGGCAGACAAAGUGCAGCCUCUUGAGAUCUUCAUUGGGCUGCCGGACGAAGCAAAAUCUCUUUACGUUGCACGUCUUCUUGAAUCACGCAGCAGUGAAGCCCGUUUCCAUGAUCUUCCUUAGUGCCUUCUUCAGCUCAUCUUUUGCGAUCUUGUUAGCUCCGAACUAGUAGAAAGGAUGCAAGAUCUUUUUGAACAGGAAUGUGAAUAUUUUGUGUACAUAAACUGCAUUUGGUUGGUACUAUAACCACCAAAUUUAUGCACUCUAUCUGUAGUUACCUAUGUCUCAUUAUGGAUUCUAUCGAAUGAACAUUAUCUAGAUUGUAUA